Amyelois transitella is the source of this 1629-nucleotide messenger RNA. RefSeq lists its product as uncharacterized. The record is from RefSeq and is a predicted model, not a curated record. The coding region runs from base 194 to 1183 and encodes 329 amino acids. NCBI's taxonomy places the organism in Eukaryota, Metazoa, Arthropoda, Insecta, Lepidoptera, Pyralidae. The transcript is spliced from 10 exons.
UUGGUACAAUACAUGAAUGAGAAUGAACUACAAAAAAAGAAAUCGUCUCUCAAGAUUUCAUAGAAAUUAAUAGUUCAACAAUUCUGUGUGAUAACAUCUGAAUCGUCAUUUAUAUUUGAACCAUUCUACUUAAAUUGAAACUAUUUGUCAGUGUUUAUACAAAAGUUAUUGUUGCCAUUAAAUCCACUAAAUCAUGUCUGACGAAGAAGGCUCUGUGCAGGUGGCCACCGACUCGCUGCUCACAACGGAAUUCAGAGAUGGACAAUUACAAAUUGUGGAAAUGUCACGCAGCAAUUAUAGACAGGGCCAGUCAACGGAAACUCAGAUCCUUCCGGAUUUGGACACGGACGAGAUCCCGGAGACCAGAUACGUGCAAGUGCUCAACUCGGACAAGUCCGUUGUUCAGCUGGACCUGCUCAAUAUGACUUUAGUCAGAUGUGAGGACGGCCCUGACACGACCUACAAGCUGGUCGCAAACGCCGACACAGGGAGCGAGGUCACCCAGGACACUGUAGCGUGUGUACUGCAGUCUAGCGAUCAGGAGGAUCCUGAAAACCAAGAAACGUUCGUGGUGAUGGACGGCCAGCAGGGCCCUCUGCUGUUCCUGCAGUCUGGUGCAGAGGACACCGUUCAGGUCAAACGGGAGGAGCUGCCCGUUAGAAAUGAAAAGCUCAGUCCUGCAGAUAUAUUAGAAAGAGCGAAAGCUUUGAAGAGAAGUGCUGAAUUAACUCAAACUACGAAUCUGUCUAAGAAACAUGGGCGGAAGAGGAAAGCGGAAUUUCCACCGCCGCACGAGUUGCUCGCUUCGCCCAAUUUCAAACUGUUCCUAUACUCGUGCAAGAUGUGUCAUUUCAAAUGUAACGCCGUCAAAGAAAUGACCGCGCACAAGGCAGAGGAGCACUCGUCGGGCGCCCGAGUUCGCGCCGGUAGGGCCGGAGCGCCGCUACAAUGCGCCAAGUGCCCGUACAAGGCGAACACACACUCACAGCUCAUGAAACAUGUGCAGGAGAGACAUCUACACAAACAGACCGACACGGUGGUAUCAAUUAGCGGUUUGGAUAGCAAGGAAGUGGACGAGGCUCAUGUGUUAGUCUGCGGAGCGUGCGGUUUCGAGUGUUCCACAAAAAUGGAGUUCAAGAAACAUAUUAAAGAUGAACACGGAGCGAAUGCCGUCAGCAUUUGAAUUGCUAAAGAGAUGAAUAAAUCGAAAUCUUUUUUUUUAGACAUUGGAAUAACAUGAUAUGUUAAAAUUUAUACAGUUUUAAGAUGGAUGGAAGUCACAGACAACAGCUUAGUGUGUCAUCAAAGUAUUUUAGCUUUCACAUAAAAAUUUUAAAUCGAAUUUGUGAUAGGAAAUUUUCGAAACCUGGAAUUUACAGCAGCAAUGCUUUUUCGGGAAUGAAAUACAUGAAGAAGAAGAAUUAUUUAUAGAAGAGUCUGUCUUCAUCAUCUUAGCUUUAGUCACGGUCACAUCCUCACCACUCUGGAGAGGAGCCCGGGGUGCGCCUUUGACCAUGGACCCUGGAUUGGGUGAGUCAGGUUUUUACACGAAGCGAUUCCCGUCUGACUUCCGCAAACUUUGGAAAUUACAUACAUACAUAUGAUCACGUCUAUAUCCCUAGAGGGGUA